AUGUCACGGCGUCUCGCCAUCUGGCCGACAUCGGAAGUUUGUGUUUUCCCAACCGGUUCUCUCGUGAGGAGAAUUCGUUCGACGAAGCGGAGAUACUUCCGACAAGCUGCUUUCCUCCCGACCUUUUUCCAACUUUUUGCUUCUGUUCGGAAAUCUGCUUCCCCCUGUUUACAGUUCGCGGUCUCCCAACUCGGGACCGAAAGAAAGAGAGAGAGUUGGUACUUCUUUGAGUCGUCGUCGGCGUUUUCGCAUUGCACCACUCUGUCCAGAAAAGCUCCCAUGGCGUCCCCGAUGCCAGCGACGAUAAGCAUGGAUCCUUCUCUGUCGCGAAGCAAUUCCAAUUCCAGCACGACGACGGACACACCGACCCGUACAGUUUCGUUGUCCCCCACGACACUCCAGGGAUCGGUUUGGCCCGUCACGGCGCAACGAAACCCCUCCGCCUUUCUACGCUCCGCUCGACAAGCCUACGGCAAAGCCUUGGCACGAGCACGCAUGUUACCCGCCGCCCGAAGAUCCACCGAGUCCAUGCCGGACGCGACGGCCUUUUUCCGUCGACCCGCUUCCAUUCCUCCCUACGUCAGUUGCGCCUUUCUCAACGAUGGCGACAAAAUACUGGCGGCGGAUCGCGCCGGAACCGUGGAUAUUCUCCAACUUCCGGAACCACACCGUCCGCAACAAGAGGAGAAUACGUGUGAUCCGGACGUACUGGGAUCGGUUUAUAACGUCGGCGUACACGCCAAACCCCACGUACCGAGCAACUAUUUCAAGUUGCAGCGGUUGGACGGCGGACACGCCUUUGUCAUGGGAUUGCCGUCGGGGGAGUGCCGCAUUUUCGCUACGGAACAACUCGACAAGGGUCCGAUUGUCUCGUACUGCGACCAAACAUUGAAACCGGCACCGGUGGCGCAGUUUGCUGGAUCCUUCGUGACCGAUAUUUGGCGCAUUCUCCCGCCGCCCCGCAAGUACCAACGCCACGACGACCUAACGCUCUGGAAACAGUAUCGCGACCCCACUACGGCCAUGCACGCGGUCGACGUCCUGCACGAAAUUCCCUUCUGGAACAAUGUAGACGGCGCGGGAGCUGGUGGAUUCUCCUCCAAGGUGAACCACGCCGUCGGAGCGGCGCAGUGGGAUUUUCGCGAAACGUCCGCGCGCACGUUUCUCGCCGUGCACGUGCAAUUGCACGGUGAUGCCUUGGGUUUGUCCUGUAUCGACCCCCGCACAUCCUCUACCGCCAACAGUACCGGGACGUGUUCGAGCCCAUCACGGCCCUCCCACAAAGUGUGUUUGGCGCACGUUCCGACCGCAUUCGCCCACGCCGAUACACAAGUCGUCGCCGCCUUUCGCUCCGCAGGCCUCCCCCGAACGACGGCGCCGCCGUCCCCACCCACUUCCUUGGCGGAACAGAGCGUGGUGGCUAUUUGGGAUUUACGGUACUUUGCCAAGCCAAAAAAGACCCUCUCGUUUCCGUCCCACAGAGUAUACGACUACGACCAGUCCACCGCCGUCGCAUCCGUCGUCUUGCCUCCCGGCCAACGCGUGCGACAGCUUAGUGCUUCCCGGACUCGACCGGGACGUCUGUUGGUCACGAUCAAGAACACGGACGGUUGUACCGAACACGGACUCUGGCAAGACCCGCUCCGCAAUACGGCCCUCACGACCGUCAUUGCCAACGGCUGUUCGGAAUUCCGCAAGCCCAUCUUGGCGAUCGACGACGCCUGCGACGUAGUGGCCUGUUACGAACAAGGCACGGCGGUUUCCUUGUACGAUUUGUCACAGCAACCGUCCCGUUACCAAAGUGUCGCCACCUCGACGUGCCAAUCUCACGGCUUGUCGGGUCGAAAGAAAAAACGCACGUACCGGGGAGAAGCCCGACCCGAUACCAUCCCACCCCAACGAAUCGAGACGACCUUGUGCGAUCGUUACGGGCUCAAUACUGAUUUGUCCUGUAUGGCCUGGAAUCCCUCGGGCACAAUCCUGGUGGGAGGAUCGUGCGACGGGGAUCUAUUCGUUUGGCCGGGGCCGGCGUAGAAGGAUGAGUUUGUGGGCAAACGAACGAGGGCCAACGGUUGACAAAAUAGGAUUUGGUCAGUCACCUUGGUACCGUAUCGUGUACCAAGAUGAAUGUGGGGUUCUAUUUAUCGAAAUGUGUGCAAAUGUAAAGAUGAACAAAAGGUGUUAAUAUUGCGUC
This is a messenger RNA of Phaeodactylum tricornutum CCAP 1055/1, 2194 nucleotides long. RefSeq lists its product with no specific name. Gene Ontology annotation, molecular function: protein binding. The record is from RefSeq and is a predicted model, not a curated record. The coding region runs from base 1 to 2034 and encodes 677 amino acids. Lineage: Eukaryota; Bacillariophyta; Bacillariophyceae; Surirellales; Neidiaceae. The transcript has 3 exons.